GAGCCGUGAAAAGGAGCGGGGCCGCUCGCCUCGCUGACGCCGAGCCGGCCGCAGCCUCCAGAGACCCGUGUCGGGGCAGCAGCAGGGUCCUCACCCCUUCGUGUCCGGUGUCCUGCAGCAGCGUCCCUGGGUGCCGCCGGGGAUGGCAGGGGAGUUGCGAGAUGAGCGUUUCCUCUACAUGAUCUCGUGCUUCAGGCCGCGGCUGAAGCAGUUCAUCCGGGUGCAGCCGGUGCUGGACCGGCUCCCUUCGCUCAGUGUGGAGGACAGGGAGAGGGUGCGGGCGGCUGCGCUGCACCGGGGCGAGGUGGAAGGGGCGGAGGAGCUGCUGCGGGCCGUGGAGCGGGGACCCCGCGGCUGUGGCUGGUUCCACGAGUUCUUGCAGGCGCUUGAGCACAGCGGCUGCGGCAUGGCCGCCUGCUACGUGAACCCCAGCCUCAGCCAGCUGCCCUCUCCGGCCGAGGAGGCCGACCACGACCUCUGCGUGCAAUUGGUGCAGCUGCUUCACAGCACUCUCGUGGAUAGUAUGCGGACCGUGCAGGUGGCCGAGAAGUGCCUGCAGAUGGGCAUCUUCCAGGAUGAGGACCUGGACGGGAUCCAUACUGUUACUGACAGUCGUGGGAACAGAGAAGGUGCAAGGGAGCUAUUGAGCAGAUUAGUGCAGAAGAAAGAUUGGUUCUCUCGUUUUUUGAUUGCUCUGCGUGAAACCCAGCAUGGAGGCCUUGCAGAUGAUUUAAGUGGUAAUAUAGGAGGAACAAAGGAUAAACAAAAUGGAAUGAAGAAAAGUACAAAUGAAGAAACAGAAGUUACAAGCCAACCAUGUUAUGCCAUAGUGGAGGACUUGAAGCAGCAGGAAAAUAUGAAUGAUAGUUUCAGCAGUGAGAACAAUUUAUUGGAAACAUCUAUUGGAAAGAAUUCUGUACUUUCAGAGUCAGAUGUCUCUACAGGAGUUGGAAGUGUCGGUAACUUGAAUGAAAACCUGAGACAGAGCUGCACAAGCAGUGAUUCAGACGAAGAGGAGAGCAGAGCUUCACCUGAGCCAGAUUUGGUCCUGAGAGAUUACCAGAUGGAAGUUGCAAAGCCAGCACUGAAUGGGGAGAAUAUUAUAAUAUGUCUCCCUACAGGCAGUGGUAAAACCAGAGUGGCUGUUUACAUUACCAAAGAUCAUUUGGAUAAAAAGAAAAGAGCAUCAGAGCCUGGAAAAGUUAUAGUCCUUGUUAAUAAGGUACCAUUGGUAGAACAGCAUUUACGAAAGGAGUUUAGUCCAUUCCUGAAGCGCUGGUAUCACGUUAUUGGUUUAAGUGGUGAUUCUCAGCUGAAAAUCUCAUUUCCUGAAGUUGUCAGAAGAAAUGAUGUCAUCAUCUGUACAGCACAGAUCCUUGAGAAUUCACUGCUAAAUGCAGACAAAGAAGAUGAAGAAGGUGUCCACUUAUCAGAUUUUUCACUCAUCAUUAUUGAUGAGUGUCAUCACACUCAAAAGGAAGGUGUCUACAACAACAUAAUGCGACGUUACUUAAAAGAAAAAAAGAAGAACAGGAAAUUGGCAAAAGGAAACAAACCACUGAUACCACAGCCUCAGAUUCUGGGACUUACAGCCUCACCUGGUGUAGGAGGUGCAACAUCCUAUUCCAAAGCUGAAGAACAUAUUCUGAAAAUCUGUGCCAAUCUUGAUGCAUGCAGAAUCAUGACUGUUGAGGAACAUGCCUCCCAACUGGAGAAUCAGGUGAAGGAACCUUUUAAGAAGACUGUGAUUGCAGAUGACAAAAAAAGGGAUCCAUUUAGAGAGAGGAUAACUGAGAUCAUGACAGAGAUUCAAAACUAUUGCCAGCUUCAUCCAAAAUCUGAGUUUGGAACUCAGCCAUAUGAACAGUGGGUGAUCAGAGAAGAGAAAAAAGCUGCAAAAGAAGAAAAACGCAAGGAACGUGUCUGCGCAGAACACCUGAAGAAAUAUAAUGAUGCUCUCCAGAUAAAUGAUACCAUCCGAAUGGUAGAUGCAUACAAUCACCUGAAUAACUUUUAUAAGGAUGAGAAAAGUAAGAAGACAGUAAGGAGUGGUGAUGAUGAUGAUGAUGCACCAGCAGUAUCAAAACAGGAUGAAACAGAUUUAUUUCUAAUAAAUUUAUUUCAUGCAAAAAAGAAACAGCUGAAGGAGUUGGCUAGAAUGCCAGAAUAUGAAAAUGAGAAGCUAACACAGUUGCGAAACACUUUAAUGGAGGAGUUCACGAAGACUGAGGCACCUAGAGGAAUUAUUUUCACAAAGACCCGGCUAAGUGCCUUUGCUCUAUUCCAGUGGAUUAAGGAUAACCCAAAAUUUGAAGAAGUGGGAAUUAAGGCCCAUUAUCUUAUUGGUGCUGGACAUAACAGUGAAAUGAAACCCAUGACUCAGAAUGAGCAACGGGAAGUUAUUGAUAAAUUCCGAGGUGGAAAUUUGAAUUUACUUGUUGCUACUACUGUAGCUGAGGAAGGACUAGACAUCAAAGAGUGUAACAUUGUUAUUCGGUAUGGCCUUGUCACCAAUGAAAUUGCUAUGGUGCAGGCUCGUGGUCGAGCUCGAGCUGAUGACAGCACCUAUGCACUUGUCGCUUCAAGUGGCUCAGGAGCUGUUGAACGUGAAGAUGUUAAUAUUUUCCGUGAGAAAAUGAUGUAUAAAGCCAUUCAGAAUGUCCAAAAGAUGCCACAGGAAGAGUAUUUAAAGAAGAUUCAGAAUUUCCAAUUGCAAAGUAUAGUGGAAAAAGAAAUGAAGGCAAAGAGACAUCAGCACAAGACACUCAAGAAAAAUCCUUCGCUAAUAACAUUCCUAUGCAAAAAUUGCCACAAGCUGGUAUGUUCUGGGGAAGACAUACGAGUUAUUGAAAACAUGCAUCAUGUCAGUGUGAAAAGAGAUUUCCAAAGUCUUUACCAUACAAGAGAAAAUAAGACACUGCAAGAUAAGAAUGCUGAUUACCAGGCAAAUGGAGAAGUUAUAUGUAAAGAUUGUGGACAAGCUUGGGGAAAUAUGAUGGUUCACCGAGGUCUUGACCUGCCUUGUCUAAAGAUUAUAAAUUUUGUGAUUGUGUUUGAAGACAAGAAGACAAGAAAGGAAAUUUUUAAGAAAUGGAGCGAGCUGCCCAUCGAGUUCCCUGGUUUUGAUUAUGCAGAUCAUUGUCCUUCAAGUGAUGAAGACUAAGGACUUAAAAUGAAAAUUAAAAGCCCUUCAACUUUUCCUGCUGAUUAGAAGCUCCUUUGUCCCAUAGGAAGUGCUGCAUCACAUCCUGUGAAAGCCCUUGGACCUGAGGAAACUGUCUUGAAGGGGAAAAAAAAACAAACAAGGAAGAAGGACGAAGUUGCAGGGCUGCUGUCUGCACUCAGAUUUGCUCUGGUACUCCAUGGAACAAAUUCCCAUCUCUACUCACUACAGUCCAUCAAGGGGUGACAACACUGUCAGAAGUGUGUUAGGUGACCUGUGGUCAAGCAUAGACCAUAGGACAAGAUAUCUUGAGAUGUGCCAUAGUGAUAAUUUUCUGUUUUUCUUCCUGCUAUAACCCUUUCGAAGAUAAAGUGUUACAAAAGAGAAGCUGUGUUAAAAGAUUGGCGGGGUGUUAUUUCUGCAUCAGUGUUGCUUCAUCAGCAUUUUCAUGACUAAGUUCUUCCACUCUUAUCUUUAGCUGUAAGCUCAUACAUUUUGGCAGACUAAAACUAAGUUUCUGUUAAAAGAUAUUUCAAAAAAUCAAGCCCUUAACCUGACUUGAAAUUGAUUAUUUUACUGUCCAAGAAGCACGAUGCCAAGUGACUUUGUGUGUUACUUUAAUUGGAUGGUUAGACUGACUAAAUAAUGAGGUAUGUAUUUUUUCAAUAAAUUACUAUAAUGAUUAA
Messenger RNA from Melopsittacus undulatus (budgerigar), 3849 nucleotides. RefSeq names its product interferon induced with helicase C domain 1 (gene IFIH1). Lineage: Eukaryota; Metazoa; Chordata; Aves; Psittaciformes; Psittaculidae. The record is from RefSeq and is a predicted model, not a curated record. Gene Ontology annotation, cellular component: cytoplasm. Gene Ontology annotation, molecular function: single-stranded RNA binding; double-stranded RNA binding; zinc ion binding. The coding region runs from base 143 to 3163 and encodes 1006 amino acids. The transcript has 16 exons. Gene Ontology annotation, biological process: antiviral innate immune response; MDA-5 signaling pathway.